GCCGGCUCGGUGGGAGCGGGCAGGAUGGCCGGCGUCGCCCUGUAUCUGGUCUCUACGCUGGGCGGCUACCUCCUCACCUCGGCACUGCUGCUCAAAUGCCCGGGACUGCUGCACCGGCCCAAGCGGCAGCGCUUCCGCUGCCGGCACAUCUCCCAUCGCGGCGGUGCUGGAGAGAACCUGGAAAACACAAUGGCAGCUUUUCGCCAUGCAGUUAAUGUGGGGACAGAUAUGUUGGAGCUAGACUGUCAUCUGACGAAAGACGAACAAGUAGUGGUAUCGCAUGACGAGAAUCUGAAGAGAGCAACUGGAGUUGAUGUCAGUAUAUCUGACCUCAAGUACUCGGAACUCCCACCAUAUUUCUGCAAAUUGGAUGUCACCUUUCAGAAAGAAUGCCACUGUGAGGGUGAAGACAAUCGCAUUCCACUGCUGAAGGAGGUGUUUGAGGCAUUUCCAAAUAUUCCAGUCAACAUUGACAUCAAAGUGAACAACAAUGUGCUGAUUAAAAAGGUUUCAGAGUUGGUGAGCCAGUACAAACGAGAACAUUUGACAGUGUGGGGCAAUGUCAAUUAUGAGAUUGUGGAGAAGUGUCAUAAAGAGAACGCUGAUAUUCCUAUCCUUUUCUGUUUGAAACGUGUCCUGCUUCUUGUUGGCUUGUUUUACACUGGUCUGCUGCCAUUCAUUCCCAUCAGGGAGGAAUUCUUAGAAAUUCCUAUGCCCUCAAUCAUCCUGAAGCUGAAAGAACCAGAGAAGACGACGAGAAGCCAAAAAUUUGUUAUCUGGCUUGCUGAUACAUUGUUAAUGAGGAAAGCGUUGUUUGAUCACCUCACUGCUCGAGGCAUUCAGGUGUAUAUUUGGGUACUGAAUGAAGAACAAGAAUAUAAGAGAGCAUUUGAUUUGGGAGCAACUGGAGUGAUGACAGACUAUCCAACAAAGCUCAAGGAGUUUUUACACAAUUAUUCAGCAUAAACGGGGGGGGGGGGGG
Messenger RNA from Emys orbicularis (European pond turtle), 982 nucleotides. RefSeq names its product glycerophosphodiester phosphodiesterase domain containing 1 (gene GDPD1). Gene Ontology annotation, cellular component: endoplasmic reticulum membrane. The transcript is spliced from 10 exons. The coding region runs from base 25 to 966 and encodes 313 amino acids. NCBI's taxonomy places the organism in Eukaryota, Metazoa, Chordata, Testudines, Emydidae. The record is from RefSeq and is a predicted model, not a curated record. Gene Ontology annotation, molecular function: phosphoric diester hydrolase activity; phosphatidylcholine lysophospholipase A1 activity. Gene Ontology annotation, biological process: N-acylethanolamine metabolic process; glycerophospholipid catabolic process.